AUGAGGGAUAAGGAGAGAUUCGUCAAUGCCCAAUGGGGCGAGAGGGGAUUAACGAAAGCUGAUACCAGCACACUGCCGAAGCCAGAGUAUAAUAGUAAUGGGGCCGAGAGAUUAUAUUGUCCAGCGAACGCUUACGUCGGGAAUCAACCGGUCAAUCGACACGACAGUUCUCUGCGGCUGAGACAACUGAGAUCCGAGAUGGUGCGGGUGGCAGCGGUUCAAGGGCCACCUCUCGAUGGCUACAUCGUCACGUCGGACGACGAGCAUCAAACAGUGAGCUUCGUUUCUCAAGGCCGUGACGGCCCUCUAGAGAGCGAGGCCGUGGAUCCACGCGAUAUGAGGAGAGAAUUUCUCACUGGAUUCUAUGGAAGUGCUGGAGAGGCUCUAGUCACUGUUGAUAAGGCAAUACUUUGGACUGAUGGUCGAUACCAUGUUCAAGCAAACCAUCAGCUGGAUUGCAAUUGGAUUUUAAUGAAGCGAGGUGAACGCGAUGUACCAACGAUAACAGAAUGGUUGAUACAAGAGUUCCAAAAUCGCUCGGAAGUACGUAUUGGUGCCAAUCCGAAAUUAAUAUCCGCAUUUACGUGGGAGAUAUGGGAGAACGAACUGGCGAAUUCGUCCGUAAGAUUGGUCGCAGUCCGUAACGACCUGGUGGACUUGAUCUGGCAGGUGGGCCGGCCUGAGUACAAUCCGCACGCGGCGUAUCCGCUGGCGGACGAGUACUCCGGCAAACCAUGGCAGGAGAAAGUCCAGAGUAUCCGGCUGAAAAUGGAGUUCUCGUCGGCCGACGCGCUCAUCGUCACCGCCCUGGACGAGCUAGCGUGGCUCUUCAACGUCCGCGGCUACGAUCUACCUCACACGCCCGUUCUCCGGGCCUACGCGAUCGUCACCCACGGCUCCCUGCACCUCUACACGCCGCGUCAUAAGAUCAUGCGGUCCGUCGACAUACAUCUGAAGAUCGACUCCUGCUCCCAUGCGAACUGCGUCAAAUGGCACAAUUACACAGACAUUUGGUACGACUUAAAAACCAUGUCUCAGGUCUGGAAUACAGUUUGGCUCCCGUCGCCUUGCGGCUACUCGCCGGGCGCGUCCAAAGAAAUAUACAAUUCCAUUCCACCGGAGAAGAGAUUGGCUCAGGCCUCGCCUAUAAUCGAUUUAAGAGCGGAGAAAAACAAAGUCGAAGCGGCAGGUAUGAGAAGAUCUCAUCUGCGAGAUGCGAUCGCCAUGUGCGACUUCCUGGCUUACAUGGAAGAGCAGUACAAGCUGGACUCCGAGGGAUGGGACGAGAUGCAGGUGGCGAGGGUGAUCAAUGAGAUUCGUUACGAGCAAAGUGACAAUAGGGGCAUCGCUUUCCCGACGAUCGCGGGAUACGGACCGCACGCGGCUAUGCCGCAUUACGAGCCGAAUAACUUGACGAACAUAAAAAUCGGAACCACGUCCACACUAAUGAUCGACUCCGGAGGACAAUACCUGGAUGGUACCACAGACGUAACCCGAACUCUUCACUUCGGAGUGCCGACCGACGAGCAGAGAAAAGCCUACACGAGAGUACUGGUCGGUUCGAUUGAAUUGUCAUCUUUGAUCUUUCCCAGUGAUCUGACGGUAGACCAGCUGGACGUUAUUGCGCGCAGGCCGCUGUGGAGCACCGGUUACAAUUACAUGCACGGGACUGGCCACGGAAUCGGUCACUUCUCAUCAGUCCACGAAUCGCCUAUCGGCUUGUCGUAUUACGGGUGCAAAAAUUCAAUCGCGGGAUGCUCCGCCAACCUGAAGCCGGGAUUCUUUCUCUCAAACGAACCGGGAUAUUACAAAGAGGACGACUUCGGAGUUCGUUUGGAGAAUAUCAUCGAAGUAAUUCCAGCCGACAAAUUGGUACAUCUUGAUACAUUCUUAUCUGUAUCUCUCUAAAAGUCAAUCAGUGGAUUGUCACUGAAAACCGUGAAUAUUCACUGACUCGCAGUUA
Messenger RNA from Vollenhovia emeryi, 1963 nucleotides. RefSeq names its product xaa-Pro aminopeptidase 1-like. Gene Ontology annotation, molecular function: metalloaminopeptidase activity. NCBI's taxonomy places the organism in Eukaryota, Metazoa, Arthropoda, Insecta, Hymenoptera, Formicidae. The record is from RefSeq and is a predicted model, not a curated record. The coding region runs from base 1 to 1908 and encodes 635 amino acids. The transcript has 10 exons.